Molecule: messenger RNA, 7226 nt
Organism: Epinephelus moara (kelp grouper)
Lineage: Eukaryota; Metazoa; Chordata; Actinopteri; Perciformes; Serranidae
Product: protocadherin-15-like
Exons: 40
Coding region: 481-7062 (2193 amino acids)
Biological process (GO): homophilic cell-cell adhesion; inner ear development; sensory perception of sound
Cellular component (GO): stereocilium; plasma membrane
Molecular function (GO): calcium ion binding
Source: RefSeq, a predicted model, not a curated record
ACCUGUCAGGAAUGGUAGACAAGCUUCAUCGCUGAAGACCGAGCCGACCUCUCCCACUUUUUUCAUUUGGAAAACGUGGACGUUUUUAACGCAGGGCCGCCUGCAUUAGUGAAAUAAACGCGGACAACUUUGUCUGACCGGCUGCGCAGGGGAAAGUGAGCCACACGCAUGAACUGACAGUGGUGAGAUUAUAAACGGAGUCUCUGAGCGCCCGGGAGGCUCCGACCCAUCUCGCUUUGAAGAUUAGAGGUUUGACGACGUCUGAAGGACACUAAGAACUGGAUUAGGUAUUGUGCAGUCUAACCUACUUCUCAUCACUCCUACAUCUUGUCCUCUGAAUAUUUGCGCAAUGACCUCUGGUGCACUUGGAUUACAGCGGGUGCGUCCGUAAGGUGUGUAUGUGAAUUUAACUAAAGGGCGAGAUGUGGUGUGAUCACGGGAACUCAUAUCAGGUGGGCAGGCAAUAAGGCUUGACAGAAGAUGCGACGGGGGUGGUGGCUCGUCAGAUGGCUGGGGACAGGAAUGGCAAUCCUCUCUUUGCUAACCCACAGCUGGGGCCGGGACACAGAAGACUGGCAGUACGAGGAGUGUAAGCUGUCCCGGCCUGGCCCCCCUGCAACCAUAGUGACCAUUGAUGAGGAGAGCCCCAACGGUACAGUUUUGGUGGAAAAUAUGCAGAUAAAUGGCCGCGCCCAAGACCCAGGCAGAACCAUCUCGCUGACGUUGCUGGACAACUACGACUACUGGGUGAUACUGGAACCAGCAAGACAGAGGCUCUACCUCAACAGCACCGGCCGCGUUCUGGACAGAGACCCUCCCAACUACAUCACCACCAUUGUGGUUCAGGUCCAAUGCACCAACGAGCUGGUCGGUACUGUCAUUUUGCACGAGGUACGGAUCGUUGUGAGGGACAGGAAUGACAACACCCCUCGGUUUCAGCAGCCACGCUACUAUGUUGCAGUGAAUGAGCUCACACCAGUUGGAACCACCAUUUUCACUGGCUUCUCAGGAAAUAAUGGAGCUACGGACAUUGACGACGGGCCAAAUGGACAUAUAGAAUACGGCAUCCUUUACAACCCCAAUGACCCGGCAUCUAACAGCACAGUCAGUGUCGCAAACACCCUUUCAGGACACAUUAUUCUGGCAGAGAGGCUAAACUAUGAGGAGAGAACUCGCUACCUGGUUUUGGUCCAAGCCAAUGACCGAGCUCCGUACCCACCUAACAGACGAACAGCUACUACAACUCUGACUGUGGAUGUUCUGGACGGGGACGACCUGGGCCCCAUGUUCCUGCCUUGCAUUUUGGUGAACAACACCCGCGACUGCAACCCCCUCACUUAUCGUGUUGCCAUCCCUGAAUUCACUGAACCGAGCAAACUGAACCCACUGAAUGUGACCCCUGCAAUCCGGGCUGUGGACAUGGACAGAAACAUACAGCCCCCAUCAGACAGACCUAAUAUUCUUUACUACAUCCUGGUCGGUCAUCCAGCGACAUAUCCGGAGUAUUUCACCUUGAACAGAACCACUGCAGAGCUGCGUGUUCUGCAGCCAAUCAGCAGGGACUUGUAUCAAAGGUUCACGCUCAUCAUCAAGGCCGAACAGGACAACGGUCACCCCCUCCCGGCCUAUGCUGACCUCAUUAUCGAAAUCCUGGAUGAGAACAACCAGGCGCCGUAUUUCCAGUUUGCUACCUAUCAGGGCUAUGUGAGCGAGUCCUCCCCCGUGGGUACAACUAUCUCAGCCAGCGCCAACCUCACUGCACCCCUGGGAAUCGUCGCUCUGGAUAAUGACAUUGAGGAGACCAAAGACCCCAUGGUGAAGAUUACCCUGGAUGACUACACCACGAUCUUCGGCCUGACCCCAACAGGGAUAAUCCGCUACCUGAAGCUCAUCAAACCUGUGGACCGGGAGAAGCAGAUGGCCUAUACUUUCACGAUGGUGGCAUCAGAUGGCGUCCAGCAGAGUAGCCCAGUAACUGUCAACAUCCUGGUCAUUGAUGCCAAUGACAACACGCCCACGUUUGCCGAGGUCUCCUACAGCGUUGAAGUCUUCACAGACAUGCAGCCGGGGGAGACGGUACUGCAGUUAACAGCGACAGAUGCUGAUGAGGGACUGAACGGUCUGGUGACCUAUGAGAUACUGGCUGGAGCCCAGGGAGACUUCAUCAUUAGUAAUCGCACUGGACGCAUCACUGUGGCGCCUGGUGUCAUCUUAAUCGUGGGACGAUCUUACGCACUGACUGUCAAGGCUUCUGACAAUGCACCAGAGGUCCAGAGAAGGAGCUCCAUCACUACGGUAUACAUUGAGGUUUUGCCUCCCAACAACCAGAGCCCCCCACGCUUCCCUCUCUUCACCUACAGCCUGGAAGUCAGCGAGGCCAUGAGGAUAGGAGCUAUUCUGCUCAAUCUGCAAGCCACAGACAGAGAAAAUGACCCGAUCACAUACCGCAUCGUGAGUGGGGAUUCCCAGAAGGUCUUCAACCUCACUGAAACGAUUGGCCUUCUGCUACUGGGAAAGCCUCUGGACAGAGAGACCACAGAUCAGUACCGUCUGAUUGUCACAGCUUCUGACGGCAACCCAGGAGGGACAUCCACUACGACUGUGAACAUAGUCGUCACUGAUGUCAACGAUAAUGACCCUGAGUUCGACCUCACCAUACCCACUAAUUUUACUGUCCAAGAAGAGGAGGCCAAUUUGUUUGUUGGACAAGUCAGGGCCACAGAUCCAGAUGCCGGAGUUAAUGGCCAGGUGCGCUACCGGAUUUUAAAUCAUCCAGACUUGUUUACAAUCAGCGCUAACGGCAGCAUCUACACAAGAGUGCCUCUCGAUCGGGAGCUCAGGAGCCAAUAUGACCUGGUGGUGGAGGCCUCAGAUGGAGCAGUGGAUCCACGGCGGACCACCUUGACCCUCUCAGUCCAGGUCUUGGACAUCGAUGACAACAGCCCAGUCUUCUCCCAGGAAACUUACGUGGUGAACGUACCUGAGAACAGCCCUGUGGGGACUGUGGUCCUGAAGCUAAGCGCAGUGGACUCAGACCUCUUCUCCAAUGUCACGUACCGGAUCAAGACUGAAUCGGCCAGGCAGCUGUUUUCUCUGAACCCUGUCACGGGGGAGUUAGCCGUGCUGCAAACCCUGGACUUUGAGGACCUGGCAUCUAUGGGCAUGGGGGCCUCUUACACUUUCCAGGUGGAAGCUGUCGACCAAGGAGGGGUCAUGCCCCCAGGGCAAGCUACCGUCACGGUCCGCAUCACGGACAUGAAUGACUUCUCCCCAAUCUUCACCCAAGACUUGUAUAAGGGUAUGGUGGCACCCAACGCAGAGAAGGGAACAGUCAUCACAACUGUUUUUGCAGAGGACCAGGACCCUCCAGGCACUCCGGCCAGUUUUGUCCGCUACAGAGUGGACCAGGACAGGUCACCGUACAGUGGGAGUAUCUUUGAUGUGGAAGAAGAAACUGGAAGAGUCAUCACUAAGGUCAACCUCAAUGAGGAGCCCAGUGUCACCUUUAAGUUGUUCGUGAUUGCCUUCGAUGACGGGGAGCCGGUGAAGACUAACAGCACCAUGGUGGAGAUCACCGUUCUUCAGCCUUCUCGCAUCCCAAUUUUCACCCAGGAAGAAUACAGGUUUCCUCCAGUUAGCGAGCUGGCUCCAUUUGGUACACCGGUGGGAACGAUUCUAGCUGCUGCAAUCAAUCAAACCAUCUUCUACUCCAUUGUGGCGGGAAAUGAGCUAGGUCAUUUUCAGGUGAACAACAAGACAGGCGUCAUCUCCACAGCUAAACCUCUGGAUUAUGAAAAUGUGACCAGCUACGUCCUCCGGGUCCAGGCAGACUCUAUGGUGAUUGUCAUGUCCAACCUGCGCGUGCCUUCUAAAACAAACACAGCCAAGGUGUAUAUCGAGGUGCUGGAUGAGAAUGACCACCCUCCCGUCUUCUCCAGAAAACUCUACAUAGGCGGCGUGACGGAGGACACAAAGAUCUUCAGCUCGGUGCUCAAGAUAGUGGCCACUGAUAAGGACACUGGGAAUUACAGUGAGAUGGCGUACCGCCUGAUUAUCCCACCCACACCAGAGGGCCAGGACAGCUUCGUCAUUGAGACCUAUACAGGCAUCGUCAAGUCGGCCAUCAUGUUUCGAAAUAUGCGCAGGUCCUACUUCAAGUUUGAGGUUAUCGCCACGGACGACUAUGGAAAAGGUCUCAGCAGCAGCGCUGAGGUGGUGGUUUCUGUGGUCAACGCAUUGGACAUGCAAGUUGUUGUGUCGACUGUCCCGCCCACGUUAGUGGAAGAACACAAGGAGCAACUCAUUAGCAUCCUGGAGCGACACGUCCAGGACCAGAUUCCAGGUGCCAAGGUGAUUGUAGAGUCAAUCGGGCCUCGUCGUCAUGGCGAUGGCUAUGAACUGGAGGACUACAGUAAGUCGGACCUGAAUGUGUACGCCAUUGACCCGCUCACCAACAGGGCCAUUUCGCCCAAGGAGCUCUUCAAAUUUCUCGAUGGGAAUGUGCUGGAAAUCAACAAGGAGUUCCAGCCGUACCUUGGCGAGGGUGGCCGCAUCCUCGAGAUCCGCUCUCCAGAUAUUGUGGCCAGUGUGAAGAAAGCAGCCCAGGCUGUGGGCUACACAGAGGGAGCUCUCUUGGCUCUGGCCAUUAUCAUCAUCCUCUGCUGUAUCCCUGCCAUCCUCAUUGUCAUGGUCACCUACAAACAGUUCAAAGAGCGACAGGCAGAGUGUGCCAAAACUGCCAGGAUUCAGAUGGCUUUACCGCCGGGAGGGAAAGCAGCUCCGGCAGGUGCUCCCAGUGCUAAUCUCUACGAGGAGCUGGGCGACAGCAGCAUGCGAGGCUACGGCAGACAGCAACAGCAACUGCUGAGGCCAUCUCUUCUGAGACCUGAGGAGCUCUCCAUGGAGUCAGGUAUCGACCCAGGCCAGGACUACUACACACAAGACUACUAUAAUUACGACCAAGGGUAUGACAUUCCUCAGUAUGGCAGCCGGAGGAGGCUGAUAUCACCCAUGUAUGAUGAGUAUGGAGAGGUGAUCAUGGAGGAUGACGGAUAUUACUACAGCCCCCAUGGCCCUGAGGGCCGGGGCAGAGGCAGAGGCAGGGGCCGUGGUAGAGGUCCACCCAAGAGGGUUGCAUUUAGGGACGAGCAGCCAGGGGAUGAAAUCGAACAAGCUGAGCCAGCAGAGGGGGGCGAGCCUUCUAAGGCUGCCAAGAAACUGAAGUCUGUCAUGAAACUCAGCAAACUCCUGGCGGCCAGCAAGCAGCCUUCUGAUGCUGGUCCUUCUGGCGCAUCUCCAUGGAAGAAAGCCAAGAUGCUCAAGAUGUUUGGUGCCGGGAAGAAGGACAAGGAUUAUGCCAAACUGAUGUCAGCCCGCCGUAUUGACAGCCAGGAGAGUCUUACAGGCGGACCAGCAGUUACGGGACCAAUUGACAGCAAGUCUGAUACCCGUAGCAAGCUAGGAAAGGUUUUGAGGAAAAUAAACCUAGGCAACAAGUUGCAGCUUCGGAGGAAGUCACUGAGCAGCGUGAGCCGUGGCUCGGCAACAGGCAGCGAGAGAGACGAGGAGGCCUCGCAAGUAGCCAGCGAGGAUGACAAGAAGUCGAAAGUGUCCAUUAGUGUGACAGAGAGUGAGCCAGAAGCAGGUGCAAGUGGAAGCAGUAAGGAGAAAGAUUCUGACGAGGUGUCCUCAGAGAAAAGCAGUGUUGACAGAGAUUAUCUAAAAGUAGAUUUAGACCGGGAUGAUGCCAACGAAAGCACUGUGGACUCCGAGGAAGAGCCUGAUGAAGAGCCAGGGGAUUCGGAGGAGGAAAGCAAGUCCAAAUCUGAAGAAGAAGAAGAGGAAACUGAGAAGGAAUCUGUCAGUGAGAAAGAAUCCGGGACUGAAAAAGAGUCAGAGUCGGAGAAGGAGUCAGAGUCAGAGAAAUCAUCAGCUACAGAGAAAGAAUCAGAAACUGAGAAAGAGUCUGAGUCAGAGAAAGAGUCUGAAUCCGAGAAGGUAACAGAGUCAGGAACUGGUACAGCAACAGAGAAGGAAACUAGCACAGAGAAGGAAUCAGGGACAGAGAGAGACUCAGAGGAAGAGUCUGGGGAGGAAGAGUCUGAGGAAGAAGAGGCUUCAGGGAGCACUAGAGAAAGUGGGUCCUCUGCCCGCUCUUCCAUGAGAUCAUCAGCUACUGAGGCCAGCAAAGGGAGCAGUGCUUCAGGCAGUGGCAGUGGCAGCGGCAGUGGCAGUGGCAGUGGCAGUGGCAGCGGUAGUGGCAGUGGCAGUGGCAGCGGUAGUGGCAGUGGGAGUGGGAGUGGUACCAGAGAAAGUGAGAGUGCAAGUGAGAGUGUCAGUGGUAGUGCUAGCAGUGCUGCAUCCUUAUCAGGAUCGAGUGUUAGAUCGUCACAGAGAACCAGAUCAUCAGGAAGUGCAGUAACCUCAGAGAAGUCCAGCGAAGAACUCAGUGAGGCUGAGUCAGGGACAGGGACCGCCAGCGAGACAGAGGCAGAGUCAGGGUCAGGGUCAGGAAGUGAAGGCUCUGUAUCUCGAGGGUCCAGCCAGAGGAAAAUGUCUGGGUCAGAGUCUGGUGGAGGGUCCUCCUCCGGCAGUCAGAUGACAGACCAGAGCUCCCUGGGCAGCGAAGAGAGUUCAGCUGGUUCUCGGUCCACCAGAGGUAGCCAGCGUUCCGGUAAGUCCAUCCUGAGCCGCGGAUCUGAAGACACAAUCACAGAGGAGAGUGAAGACGAGGAUGAUGACGAAUCUCAGACUGCUGACGAGGGCAAAGAGUCAGCCAGCGAGCUCAGUGAUGAUGCACCUCCUGCAAAGUCCAGGGUGGCGUCUAGAGACCCUGGGCCCUCUGCCCCCUACGCUGGUCCCUCAUACAGCUCUGACAUCAGAAGUGACACCUCUGUAGAGACAUACGGAGGACUGUCCCCUAUCACUGAGGUGGACGAGGACGCCAUCUCCUCUUCAGCCAGUGGCUCUGCUUCAGAAGCCGGCAGUGCGUCGAAGGGCUCGGGAGAAAUAGGAGCAUCAGAUGCUGAUUCAGACUCUGAAGGAAACUCAACUGCAUUCUAGAGAGAUAUAUUGUCCACUGUGAACCGGGGAAAAAGAAGCGCAUUAAGCUGGUGGUAGAUCGGGAGAAUGAGACCACCUCCACAGGAGAGGAGAGCACCACAGAGACCCAGCGGAACCGACUCCCCAACAGCCACAGCAACAUCAACGGGAACAUCUACCUCGCA